AUGUUCGAAACAUCUGAAAAUGACGACUUCAAUGUUCACAUCGAAAUAGGCGAUAGCACUGACGGGAAAUUCUUGGACGAGAUUAAAGCCAAGUAUCCUCAUGUUGAUAUAUUUCUUGACGAUGGUGGGCAUACUAUGGAGCAGCAGAUGUUUACAAUCAAACACAUGCUUCCACAUGUGCAAUCACAGGGUGUCUACAUGUGUGAAGACUUAGCAACUUCUUGGCUUAAAAAAUUCGGGGGCUUACCAAAUGAGCACGUAAGUAACAGCCCUGAGUUCCUUAAACAUACCAUGGUUGGUCUGGUCCAUCAAACCAUGGACUGGCUGCUAGCGUCAUCGGUAAGUGGUAAGAGUAUCAUAACUAGACCUGAUCUUGAUCAGGUCGCCGAUGAUGUCUUCGAUAGUAGCUGGUGGAAAGUGAUUCCAUCUCAAGUGAAGCAUAUUCAUUACUACAACCAAAUUGUUGUGUAUGAAAAAGGCGUCACAUACAAACCAUCACCAUACCGAACAAUCGGAAAACAGAUACCGUACAAAGAGUCUGGUACCUACGACUCAUUGGAUUGGACCAUUAUCAUGGAGAAACUGGAUUCGAUUUUUGGUGAAUCGCUGCUGUCCUGA
Messenger RNA from Cylindrotheca closterium, 618 nucleotides. Lineage: Eukaryota; Bacillariophyta; Bacillariophyceae; Bacillariales; Bacillariaceae. The record is from the annotation of a GenBank genome assembly.